CUGUCGAGCGAGUCACAAGUCGUUUGGUACAGCUGCGCUGUCCAGAUCUCAGAUAGGACCCCCCCAUUCACCGUUUCCUCGAAGGCACUCACGUGGCUGGUACCAACCCUCUCUCUCUCUCUCUCUCUCUCUGCAACUUUUCAGACAGCCACAAAACAUACCGAGAACCGUAAGAAUUUUGCGGUAAAAAGGUGCUCGAUUUUUUUGCGAUCGCUGGUCACUUUUUUGUGUUGAUAACGACUGACAUAUUCAAAUCCCUCAUUAUCUGAAGAUGGACACUCGCUGUCGCGACGCCCACGAAGCAUCCUGAAGGCAGCAGUGCACCUGGAGAGGUUUUGCAUGAAUCUGUUCAUCAACUGGUGUCAUCAUGAAACCGCUGACGAUGCUCAAGACGAUGAUUACCCAGCGAUACCUACGGGCUCUGAUUCUGUUCCUAGCAAUGGGUGCAGUGAUAAAUCUUCUGCUCAGUAGCUCUGACCAGCCUACCAACAACAGAUUUGGCAUCUUCUCCGGUGACUCUUCCCAGGGGGGAUUGGGGGGAAACGGCCCAGCCAGGUGCUCUUCCCAAGACCAUAUCAUGUUCCUGAAAACCCACAAGUGUGCCUCUUCUACCGUCCAGAACAUCUUUCUUCGCUACGGAUUCAAGCACAACCUCAGCUUCGCGCUUCCGGAGAUCGGAAACUAUCUAGGAAAUCCAAAAUUCUUUACGGCUAAACUUGUGCCCAGAAGCCUCCUACCGCCGAGUGGCAAAGUCGACAUUUUCGCAGUCCACACGAGGCUGAACGUUCCGGAGCAUUCCAUGAUCCUACACAACGACUCAAGAUGGGUCACGAUCGUCAGGGACCCUUCGACUCUGUACGAAAGUCUCUACAACUUUUUCCACAUGGGGGAGACUUUCGGCAUCGAACUGUCCCAGUACAACACCCAGUCCAUGAAGAGGCUGGAAUCCCUUCCGAGGUGGGGUGGGAAAUUCGGCAAGAACCAGAUGCUCUUCGACCUCGGUUACCCUGACAACAUGUCUGUCCCGGAGCUGAGCGCCGCCAUAGACUCCCUAGACAAACGGUUCGAUCUCGUGAUGGUUUCCGAAUUCAUGGACGAGUCCCUGGUCCUCCUGAGGCAUCUACUCUGCUGGUCCCUGCACGACGUCGUCUACUUCACCAAGAAUGCCCGAAGGGAGGAGGUCAAACCGACUCUCCGCCCGGAGGUCCUGAGCGCCCUGAGUGCACUGAACCGCGCAGACGUCCUCCUCUACGACCACUUCUUAGCUAAGCACAGGCAAGCCGUCGAGGACUUCGGAGCCAAGAGAAUGGCGGACGAGGUCUCCGCCCUCAGAAGCCUCAGAGACGAGUACUUCCAGGACUGCGGGACCCACGAGGUCCAAGGCCGCGACAAGAGCUUGAAGUUCAAAGAGUACUCGGGCCUGGUAAGUGCUUACGUCAGCUCGAACAACUCCAAUCAGAACUGCUGGUUGCUCACGCUGCCCGAGCUACACCUUCUGGCUACGCUGAGGAGUCGCCAGAGGGAAUCGUUGCUGAAGCUGAAUGAGAGUUCGUCUUAGGAAAAGCAUUACUUUUUACAAACCAACCAUUCUGUUGGUCUUAUUUAUUUUUCCUUUAUUAUUUCACAACGUCAGCGCAAUUCUCGCAUGGAAAAGAGAAACUGUUGCUUUUUUAGGUCACUGUACAUAAUCAGAUAUGUACAUAUACAUGCCAUUUAAUUUAAUCAAGACUGCAUACACACAUACACAAUAUAUAUAUAUAUAUAUAUACAUAUAUAUAUAUAUAUAUAUAUAUAUAUAUAUACUUCAUAUAUAUCCAAUGUAACACGAAGGAACACGGACUUGAGAAUAUCCUUAAAUCCACGGUAGAGAGGUAAGUGAAACAGGGACUUGGAACACGUACUUUCGUAGUAUAUUCUACAUUUUCAUGUUCGCCUUUCUACCUUGGAUUUAAGAAUAUAUAUAUAUAUAUAUAUAUAUAUAUAUAAUAUAUAUAUAUAUAUAUAUAUAAAUUUACAUAUUCACCUACAAUAAUAUGAUUGUUAUGAACUAGUCAGUCACAGAGCAUGUAAUAAGUAAACUGUCGAUAUGUUUGUAUUCAGAUCGACUCCGAAAUGUAUACCUAGUGUUUUCCUUGCAGUGAGGUGGACGUAGUUCGUGAAUCAAAAAUAUCAAACUGACAUAUAUAUAAAUGUGAUACUUUUGUGAAUAACAUCGCAGGUUUUAAGUGCCUUCCGUAUUGCGUGCAAGCACCAAUGCAGUUUUCAGUAUCCCGGAGUAUUUUCUUAAAACAGCCGUUGGUUUCAUUUUUAUAAUUGUGCCAUGAAUGAACACACUUUCGCGUGAGAAAGUCAACGGAUGUGUUCGUGUUUUGUACAUUUUGUUAUCAGUAAAUCUUGAUAUAGCUUGGUA
Molecule: messenger RNA, 2410 nt
Organism: Macrobrachium nipponense
Lineage: Eukaryota; Metazoa; Arthropoda; Malacostraca; Decapoda; Palaemonidae
Product: galactose-3-O-sulfotransferase 4-like
Exons: 6
Coding region: 368-1558 (396 amino acids)
Biological process (GO): glycolipid biosynthetic process
Cellular component (GO): membrane
Molecular function (GO): galactosylceramide sulfotransferase activity
Source: RefSeq, a predicted model, not a curated record